Molecule: messenger RNA, 3047 nt
Organism: Durio zibethinus
Lineage: Eukaryota; Viridiplantae; Streptophyta; Magnoliopsida; Malvales; Malvaceae
Source: RefSeq, a predicted model, not a curated record
ACUACAAUGCUGUCUCUCUAUUGCUCUGUCUCUUUCUCACACACAAAGGAGGAGCCUUUCACUUUUGUUUCUCCUAAAAAUCUCAACUUUAAGCUUAACCCAUACCAAAGCUUAGUCUUUUCUCUACAUUUAAGCUGAACCCAGAGGCCAUUUAGCUGUAUUGAAGCUGAUCCCAUUCAUUGGUUUCAAUCUACAGAUGAGUUUGGUUCGUGGAAUGGAGUUUCUAUUUCUCUUGUAUCAUUUGCUUAUAUAAGUUGAGCAGUCCUGAAUUCUUCUUUCAUACAAUGGGAGUUGACAAAGAAGGUUCAAAAAAUGGAGGAGGUUAUGUAGGUGGAUUUUUUCAGCUAUUUGACUGGACUGCAAAAUCCCAGAAGAAGUUAUUCUCAAGCAAGUCGGAUUUCCCAGAGCGUUCAAAGCAGGGAAAGAGAAGUGAUGGAAACUUACCAAUGACACGACUCUAUCUGACAGAUGAGGAUGAAAUUGGAGCAGGAACAAGCAUCAAAGGAAGUAGUGAUUAUAGUUGUGCUUCCUCAGUUACAGAUGAUGAUAUGUAUGGAGCUAGGGCCCCUAGUGUAGUGGCCAGGCUUAUGGGAUUGGAUUCCUUACCCACGUCUUCUGAGCCCUACUCCACCCCUUUUUUUGACACUCAAUCUCUUCGAGAUGGUCAUUUCCGAAAUAGAAAACUUAAUUAUCAUCAUGACCAGAAAAUAGUUUAUCCUGGAGAUCUAUUCAAUAAGAUGGAGGGCCCUUCCAGGAACUUUGAGGAGUCAAAGCCUCAGAAGAUAGUCAGCAAGCCUAUAGAGAAAUUCCAAACUGAAAGUUUGCCUUCUAAGGCAGCUAAAUCAAUUCCAGUUACCCACCAUAAACUUUUGUCUCCUAUAAAAAGUCCUGCUUUUAUUCCUACUAAGAAUGCUGCUCAGAUAAUGGAAGCAGCUGCACGAAUUAUUGAGCCUGGACCCCAAGCCAUUACUAGAGCCAAAAUGCCUCUGGUUGGAUCAUCCUCAGUGCCUGUGAAAGUUCGCGAUUUCAAAGAAAAAAUGGAGGCUGCACAGAAAAUGCCUCUCAUUGGAUCUUCUUGUAUGCCCUUGAAAGUUGGAGAUUUAAAAGAGAAAGCAGAAGCUGCACAUAAAACAUCCAGGCUUGCCGAAAUGACUAGAAGGCCAAUCGAGUCAAAUGCUGCCAAUUAUCUUAAAGGACGAUCUUUGAACAAGAGCUGGAAUGCGUCAAUAGACACAACAUCACCCAGGACUUCUGAUACAGAAGAAAUUUAUUCUGUUUUAAAGAGUAAGGCGAAGUCUAUUUCACUUGCAAUCCAAGCAAAGGUCAAUGUGCAGAAAAGAGAAGGAUUGACUUCAAGCAGCAGCCGAAGUUUGUUAGGGCAGAAAGACCAGAGUGAAGUUAAGUCAAAUCAACCCUCCAAGAGCCAACCAAGAACUCAAAAAGUUUGCAUAAGAAAUCUUCAAUGCACAAUGGUUGGUGUACUCAGGAGGAACAAUCAGAAGCAAAAUUGUAUGGUGGACAAGGACAAAUUACCUUCAAAGCCCAUUGGUUCCACCUUGCACAGUAGUAAAGUGCUUUCUGGGGAUUCUGCUUCUGGGCAACACAAAACGUUAGGUAAAUCUGUUGGGAAUUCCAAAACUGGCUCAAGGAAGUUGAGCUUGGGUACAUUGGAUAGCGAGAAAGGAGGUCCAUAUUCAGGUACAAAUAACCCAAGGAAGAAAAGAUCGAUUGAUAGGGAUUUCCAUCUUGAGAAUAAUAAGGUUGUUGAUAGUGUGUUGAUUGCAAAAAAUGGUAAGGAAGAUCAUCCUGUUACUGAAAGGAACUUCAGCUGGGUUGAAGAUAGCAAGAAGAAAGGCAUGGAUGUUGUUUCUUUCACAUUCACAGCCCCACUUACUCGGUCACUGGAAACAUCUGCUCAGAUUACACAGAGAAAUAACAGCAUUUGCAUGGAUAAUCGGGGUAAGAGAUUGUUGCUUGACAGGGAGAGUAUGAAGUUGUCUUCAUUGGGAUAUAAUGUGAUAGGAGGAGAUGCUUUAAGCAUGCUUUUGGAACAAAAGCUUAGGGAAUUAAGUAAUGCCGUCGAAUCUUCCUGUCACAAAUCUCUCAAUUCAAGAUCAGCUUUUACUUCUGCAUCAAUCUCACAAGAUCUGGGGCACACUCCUAAUACUGUUAGUACCAUGAGUUGUUACAGUUCCGACCUUUCCUCUACUGAUCUUCAACUGCUCAGAUUGAAACACAAGUUUCAGGGAGAUGAUGAGAUGGAUGAAUGCAGCAGUAGCCAUCUUGAUGCUCAGCAACCUAGUCCAGUUUCUAUCCUUGAACCUUCCUUUUCAACCGAAAGCUGCAACUCUUCUGAUAGCACAGAUAGUUUCAGCAUAGAAGGAAGCAAGCAAUGUUCAUCUGUUCAAGCUCAGGAAGUUCUUGGGCAGAGUUCUUUGAAGAAGUUACACUCACUAGAAGCUGAUACAGAGUUAUCAGAUUCUGCUUCUUCUUUAUCUUGUGGAACUAUGGCUAAAAGGGAAUCAAAAAAUGGUUAUGUCAGAUCUCAUGAAUUCAGUAAACUGGGAACUAGAAUAUGUGAAGCUGAUACUUUGCAAUGUGGAAUUAAUGUCAAGGACUUUGUCUUAGGCCAUGCUCAGGAAAUAAUAAACCCUCAUCUUUUCGAUCAGUUGGAAAGCCGAAGAGGAGUAUUUGGAAGUGAUGGGGGGGAGUCUAGGCUGGAACGGAAGGUACUAUUUAAUUUAGUCAGUGAAUGCGUAGACUUGAGAUGCAGGCGGUAUGUGGGUGGGGGAUUUAGAACAUGGGCAAAAGGGAUGACAAUUCUGAGAAGAAAUGAGCGGUUAGCUGAAGAAGUGUACAAGGAGAUUUCAGGGUGGAGAGGCAUGGGAGACUGUAUGGUGGAUGAGCUUGUGGACAAGGACAUGAGCAGUCAAUAUGGAAAAUGGGUGGAGUUUGAAGCUGAUGCAUUUCUACUUGGAGAAGACAUUGAUGGUCAAAUACUGAAUGCUUUGGUUGAUGAGGUUGUUACUGAAAUCUUGCAGUUUUAA